Messenger RNA from Gasterosteus aculeatus aculeatus (three-spined stickleback), 715 nucleotides. RefSeq names its product ATPase H+ transporting V0 subunit e1 (gene atp6v0e1). Gene Ontology annotation, molecular function: proton-transporting ATPase activity, rotational mechanism. Gene Ontology annotation, biological process: proton transmembrane transport. The record is from RefSeq and is a predicted model, not a curated record. NCBI's taxonomy places the organism in Eukaryota, Metazoa, Chordata, Actinopteri, Perciformes, Gasterosteidae. Gene Ontology annotation, cellular component: proton-transporting V-type ATPase, V0 domain.
CCUGCCUCGAUGACUGAUGGUCACGUGACGCGUCCGCCGCUAAAGUAACUCCACCGAAGUCCUCUCAAGCCCAAAGUUUUCUCUCCUGAGACCCUCUUGGUGUCAAAGAAAACACCACCACCAUGGCGGACCUGGGUUUUGUGAUAGCCAUGUCCGUGAUGACUCUGUUUUGGGGCAUUGUUGGAGCGGUGGUGCCCUGGUUUAUCCCCAAAGGACCUAACAAAGGAGUGAUUGUCACAAUGCUGGUGUUGACUGCGGUUUGCUGCUACCUAUUCUGGUUGAUAGCAAUUCUGGCCCAGUUGAACCCACUUUUUGGACCCACCCUGUCCAAUGAAACCAUCUGGUACCUGAACUACCACUGGGAGUAAUUUACCCUUCCAGGACUUCUGACCAUGCAGGGAUCAUUCCUUCUGAAUCGCCUUAAACUCCGACCCCUGUGUGAUUACUGAGUGACGCCCACACUGGUGCCUUGUACAAAAAACAAAACUUUUCCAAAGGACUCGUGAAAUAUCUCAUUGAAUGUGCUUGACUUAAAUUAAAACAUCCUUCACUUGUUGUUUGGUUUAUAUGUUAUGUAUAUUGUGUUUAUUGCUGCUGCUAAUAAGUGUGCCUUUGCCUCAUGAUGUGUGUUUGAUGUGUUGUCAUUUUGUCUCAAUGAUAGUGAUGGAUGUAAUACGUUCAAAAGUUGUUAAUAAUAAACCAAUAAUCAACUCUA